UCGCGGGCAGAGCGUCGGAAGCCGGGCAGCCGUCGCCAUGCAGCCACGGAACGCGCGCCUUCUCCUCCUGCUCCUGUCGUUAGCGCAGCUACUGGCCGUGGCGUGCGCGCAUGAGCCAAGCGCAGAUUCUUUCAGCCUAGACGAAGACGAUGCCAUCGAGGACGAGGAUGAGGAGGACGAGGAGGACGCCUCGGAGGUGAAGGAGGAAAACGGGGUCGUGGUCUUGAAUGAUGCCAACUUCGACACCUUCGUGGCCGACAAGGACACGGUGCUGCUGGAGUUCUACGCACCCUGGUGUGGACACUGCAAGCAGUUUGCUCCAGAAUAUGAAAAAAUUGCCGAGACGCUACAGGGUGAUGAUCCCCCUGUCCCCGUGGCCAAGAUCGAUGCAACUGCCGCGUCCACGCUGGCCGGCAGAUUUGACGUGAGUGGCUACCCCACCAUCAAGAUUCUCAAGAAGGGGCAGGCUGUUGACUACGAGGGCUCCAGGACCCAGGAAGAAAUCGUUGCCAAGGUUAGAGAGGUCGCCCAGCCCACCUGGACGCCCCCACCCGAGGCCACGUUGGUCCUGACAUCCGAGAACUUUGACGCAGUUGUGGGCGAGGCCGACAUCAUGCUGGUGGAGUUCUAUGCCCCAUGGUGUGGGCACUGCAAGAAGCUGGCCCCAGAGUACGAGAAAGCAGCCAAAGAGCUCAGCCGCCGCUCGCCCCCUAUCCUCUUGGCCAAAGUCGACGCCACUGCAGAGACAGACCUGGCUCAGAGGUUCUCCGUCUCCGGCUACCCCACCCUGAAGAUCUUCCGCCGUGGGAAGCCCUUUGACUACAAUGGCCCUCGGGAGAAAUACGGCAUCGUGGAUUACAUGGUGGAGCAGGCUGGGCCUCCAUCCAAGGCAGUCACGGGGCUGAAGCAGGUACAGGAGCUCCUAAAGGACGGGGAUGACGUCAUCCUCAUAGGGGUCUUCCAGGACCAGAGCGACCCUGCCUACGAGCAGUACCAGGAGGCGGCCAACAGCCUGCGUGAAGACUACCGCUUCCACCACACAUUCAGCUCCGAGGUGGCCAGGUUCCUGCAAGCUAGCCUGGGCACGCUGCUGGUGAUGCAGCCCGAGAGGUUCCAGUCCCGCUUUGAGCCCAAGAGCUACAGGAUGGUCGUGAAGGGCUCCACAGAAGCCUCGGCCAUCAGGGACCAUGUGGUGCAGCACGCCCUGCCACUCGUUGGCCACCGCAGGGCGGCCACGGAGGCCAAACGCUACACCCGGCGGCCCCUAGUGGUGGUCUACCUCAGCGUGGACUUCAGCUUCGACUACAGGGCUGCCACACAGUUCUGGCGAAGCAAAGUCCUGGAGGUGGCCAAGGACUUCCCCGAGUAUACGUUUGCCCUCGCCGAUGAGGAGGACUAUGCCGCGGAGGUGAAGGACCUGGGGCUGGGCGAGAGCGGGGAGGACGUCAAUGCGGCCGUGCUGGACGAGGCCGGGCGCAGGUUCGCCAUGGAGCCCACUGAGUUCGACGCCGAGGCUCUGCACGAAUUUGUGAUGGCCUUCAAGGAGGGAAAACUGAAGCCGGUCAUCAAGUCCCAGCCCGUGCCCAGGAACAACAAGGGGCCGGUGAAGGUGGUGGUGGGCAGGACCUUCGAGGACAUCGUGCUGGACCCCCACAAUGACGUGCUCAUUGAGUUCUACGCCCCUUGGUGUGGGCACUGCAAGCAGCUAGAGCCCGUGUACACCGCGCUGGGCAAGAAGUACCGUGGCCACAAGGGACUGGUCAUCGCCAAGAUGGACGCCACGGCCAACGAGGCCACCAGCGACCGCUACAAGGUGGACGGCUUCCCCACCAUCUACUUCGCUCCCAGUGGGGACAAGCAGAACCCCAUCAGGUUCGAGGGCGCCAACAGGGACCUGGAGCACCUGAGCAAGUUCAUCGAGGAGCACCGUGCAUGGCCAGGCAGGGCCAAGGAGGAGCUCUGAGCCGAGGCUGGCCACCGGCGGCACGCACAGACACUGCCUGCGCAGCCAGCGGGGUGUUUUGAUGCGUCCACCUCAUGCUCUGAAGACACUGACUACAUGUGAAUGGGGAGGCAGUUUAGGCAAGAUUUUUACGGAGGAUGUAUCUAUUUUUAUCAUUGUUUGGGGGUUGACCUUUUUCUUUUUUUAACCUUCCACUUUCUUCAGCGUAUCCUCAAAGCAGAUAAGAUGAAGCUCAUGUAUGUGAAUGGUUGUUUUUUUAUUUAAAAUUUCAAAAACCGAGUCUUUGCCAAA
Echinops telfairi (small Madagascar hedgehog) is the source of this 2254-nucleotide messenger RNA. It is a transcript of the gene PDIA4, whose product is annotated as protein disulfide isomerase family A member 4. Gene Ontology annotation, cellular component: cell surface; endoplasmic reticulum; endoplasmic reticulum lumen. Gene Ontology annotation, biological process: protein folding; response to endoplasmic reticulum stress. The transcript is spliced from 10 exons. The record is from RefSeq and is a predicted model, not a curated record. Lineage: Eukaryota; Metazoa; Chordata; Mammalia; Afrosoricida; Tenrecidae. Gene Ontology annotation, molecular function: protein disulfide isomerase activity. Bases 38 to 1963 code for a protein of 641 amino acids.